AUGGAAUCUGAAAAUAAAAAUAAUAAUAAAAAAGUUAAAGAAGAAUCUAAAGUUAAAGUUAAAUUUAUAACUAAUGAUGCAAAUAUUAGAGUUACAGAUACACCAAUUGCUGUACCAGUUCGUUUAGGUCGUCUUGGUUUAUCAGAAGUAAUUCAUCAUUUAAGAGAAGAAGAAAACGAAACAUCAAAACCAUUCGAUUUCCUUAUUAAUGGUAAAUUUAUUAGAACAACUUUAGAUAAACAUAUUAAAAAUGCAAAUUUAAGUGAAGAACAAAUUAUUACAAUUGAAUAUUUAGAAGCAAUUACAGAACCAAAAAGAGAAAAAGAAUGUCAACAUGAUGAUUGGGUUAGUUGUGUUGAUGGUAGUAAUUUUGGAUUAGUAGUUAGUGGAUCAUAUGAUUUAGGUGUUAGAGUUUGGGGAUAUGAUGGUGAACUUAUUUCAACUGGUACUGGUCAUUUAGCAGGUGUAAAAAGUGUUUGUUGGAUUAGUGAUAAAAACGCUGAUAAUCUUAGUUUUGUAUCAGCAUCAAUGGAUAAAACAUUACGUGUUUGGAAUUUCAAUAAAUCACAAUCUGAAAUCAAAGCAUUGGCAUGCUUAAAAGAGCAUACUGGUACAAUUGAAUCUGUUUACGUUUCACCAGAUUCAUCACGUAUUGUAUCGGCUUCAAUGGAUUCAACAAUUAAAUUAUGGAGUAUUAAAGACAUACCAAAUCAACAUGCAACCACUUCAAGCUCCAUUGAAAAGAGUAAUAGUAAAAAACGUAGAUUAGCAAACAACACCAAUAAUGAAACAGCAGCCGUCGACCAACAAUCAGAGAUCAUUCAUAAUAUAACGGAGUCAUUGGCAUCGGUAACCGUACCAAACAGUCAAGGUGUUACAGUGGUCAAUUGGACAACCCAAUUCCAAAUGUUGUCAGGUUCAAUGGAUUCAAAAAUUAGAUUAUGGGAUGUUAGUACAUUGGUUGCAAAUGAUACAAUCCCUACACCUGCUCCAUUAACCGAUUUGGAUUAUUCAAUGGAAUCUGGUUUAAUUGUAACUGCACAUAAAGAUAGAAUCGUUAGAAUUUGGGAUCCAAGAUCAUCCGAUGAAACUAAAUCUCAAACUCAAUCUUUAAUCUCUCAUAAAACUUGGGUAACAAGUGUAAAUUGGAAUCCAUCUUCAAAAUAUCAUUGUUGUUCUACCUCUCAUGAUGGUACCGUCAAAUAUUGGGAUAUCCGUACAAAGAUUCCAUUAUACACUAUUGAUACUUUAGAGAAAUCAAAAGAUAAAGUUUUAUCAUCAUCUUUCAUUUCAAAUAAAAAUAAAAAUAUUAAUGAUUAUUCAAUUGUUUCUGGUGGUACUGAUUCAAAAUUAAGAAUUCAUUAUAAUGAUAAACAAGAACAACAACAAUAA
This is a messenger RNA of Dictyostelium discoideum AX4, 1392 nucleotides long. RefSeq names its product WD40 repeat-containing protein (gene wdr12). NCBI's taxonomy places the organism in Eukaryota, Evosea, Eumycetozoa, Dictyosteliales, Dictyosteliaceae. The record is from RefSeq and is a predicted model, not a curated record. The coding region runs from base 1 to 1392 and encodes 463 amino acids. Gene Ontology annotation, molecular function: ribonucleoprotein complex binding. Gene Ontology annotation, cellular component: nucleolus; nucleus; preribosome, large subunit precursor. Gene Ontology annotation, biological process: maturation of LSU-rRNA from tricistronic rRNA transcript (SSU-rRNA, 5.8S rRNA, LSU-rRNA); maturation of 5.8S rRNA from tricistronic rRNA transcript (SSU-rRNA, 5.8S rRNA, LSU-rRNA); ribosome biogenesis. The transcript has 2 exons.